GGACUGGUGUCACUUUGUCGAGUAUAACACCGCCGUUCAGGGUUCUCGUUCUGCGCGAGAAUUAACGUCAUUCGAUUGUCCGCGUUUUCCGUCCAACCAUCGGCCAAUCAAACACAGCUAAUAAAAUGCCAAGCAGAUUUGCCGACGUAAAACUAGGACCUCCUAUCGAAGUCUUUGCCCUUUCGAAGGCCUUUCAGAACGACCCGCAUGAACCCAAAGUGAAUUUGACUGUUGGCGCAUAUCGUACCAACGAAGGUAAGCCUUGGGUACUGCCGGUUGUUCGUCAAGUUGAGAGCAAGUUGGCUACCGAUGAGACCCAGAACCACGAGUAUUUGCCUGUGUUGGGAUUGGAUUCAUUUAGCCAGGCUGCGACUAGAAUUCUUCUGGGGCCAGAUUCUGCACCUUUUCUGGAAGGCCGUGCUUUCGGAGUCCAAACGCUUUCUGGAACAGGGGCCUUGCGCUUAGCAGCUGAAUUCCUUUCCCGAAUUCUCCAUUUGGACACAUUUUACUGCAGCAAGCCAACUUGGGAAAACCACAAAUUGGUAUUUUCCAAUGGCGGCUUCAAGAACAUACGCGAAUAUCGCUACUGGGAUCCGGUAACACGAGGUGUAGACAUCGAGGGUCUGCUCACUGACUUGAAAGAUGCUCCGGAAAAUGCUGUCGUCAUUUUACACGCCUGUGCUCACAACCCGACUGGUUGUGACCCAACUCCGGGCGAAUGGCGGCGCAUUGCCGACGUCGUUGAGGAGAGAAAACUGUUCCCAGUUUUUGACUGUGCAUAUCAGGGCUUUGCCAGUGGUGAUUUGGAGCGUGACGCGGCUGCUGUAAAAAUCUUUGUCGACCGAGGUAUGGAGCUUAUAUGCACGCAGAGUUUCGCUAAAAACUUUGGCCUUUACAAUGAGAGAGUUGGAAACUUGGUUGUUGUCAUGUCAAGCAUGAAAGAAGUCGUUGAGGUAAAGUCUCAGCUGACUCUUAUCGUCCGAGGAAUGUACAGCAACCCGCCAAACCAUGGUGCACGUGUCGUUGGGACUGUGCUCAAUGACCCAGACCUCUUCGAGCAAUGGAAAGCCCACAUUCGCUUGAUGUCAGGAAGAAUAAAGGACAUGCGAACAGGGCUAUACGAGAGAUUGCAGAGAUUGGGAACCCCCGGAACUUGGGAACACAUCAUAAAGCAGAUUGGAAUGUUUUCGUACACUGGAUUGAAUGAACGGCAAGUUGAGCACAUUAUGGACCACUAUCAUAUUUACUUGUUGCGCAGCGGACGGAUUAACAUGUGCGGACUUAACGAGAAUAACCUGGAUUAUGUAGCAAAGGCUAUACACGAUACUGUGCUACGAUUCCCUACGGCGUAAGAAACCAGAUAUUGAUCAUUGAAAACAUUUACUCCUUCACUUACCUACACGCUCAAAGAUUAUAUGGAGAAAUUUCAAAACGUUUGACAUUGCAAAUUAAAAUAUCUAAUUGAUAGACGCAACAGGGAUACAGAUGUAAAGUACUCUUGAACUCAUUUAUUACAUACGCAUGGAAAGGGGAGAAAAAAGAACUCAAAAUAUGCAACUCUAAGAUCGGUAAGAUUUUUCACUUGAUAAAACUCAUCAUCCACAAUUUAGUACAAACCAUCGAGGUGUUCAGAAUUAGUUUGCAACGAAUUUGGUAUGAAUUUUUCUACUCUUACUAUAAAGAUAAUUAUCUGAAGGGUAUGUUUGACGAAAAAUUUCAUUCAUAUCUGGUAACAUAUUUGAAUAGUGCAAAACCCAGCCUCACUUCGUGUUGAAGGAAAAUUUUUAAGGACAACUAUUAGACAUAGAUUUAGGUAAAAUAUGUAUUUUCUACCUCUGUCGCAUUUUUACCUGGAUAAAAGAGAAACAAGAAGAUAGCUCCAUAGAUUUAAAACACCAACCAAAAAUUGUGUCUAUAUUUAAUUGUUGCAUUUAAUUAUUAUACCUCACAAUUUCGUAAUUAAUAUUUUCUCGCAAUCUUACUAUCAGGUGAUACAAAGAACAGAAAAAAGUGAUUAAAAUGCUUUACAAACGUUAUUUGAAAAUAAUGUAUUAUUCUGUUCGACAACGAACUGUAGACUGUAGAUAACAAUUACAGAUCAUGAAUUAGAUGCGGCUAAUAACAUAAAUAUAUCUACAUAGAAUAAAUAAAGUCUAUAUAUUACAUAUAUAUUUAUAAACUAAGCCCGAAAAUAAAUAACUUCAAAUCGA
Neodiprion virginianus is the source of this 2210-nucleotide messenger RNA. It is a transcript of the gene Got1, whose product is annotated as aspartate aminotransferase, cytoplasmic. Gene Ontology annotation, biological process: L-aspartate biosynthetic process. Lineage: Eukaryota; Metazoa; Arthropoda; Insecta; Hymenoptera; Diprionidae. The transcript is spliced from 7 exons. Bases 126 to 1352 code for a protein of 408 amino acids. Gene Ontology annotation, cellular component: cytosol. Gene Ontology annotation, molecular function: pyridoxal phosphate binding; L-aspartate:2-oxoglutarate transaminase activity. The record is from RefSeq and is a predicted model, not a curated record.